Trypanosoma brucei brucei TREU927 is the source of this 423-nucleotide messenger RNA. RefSeq lists its product as hypothetical. Lineage: Eukaryota; Euglenozoa; Kinetoplastea; Trypanosomatida; Trypanosomatidae. The record is from RefSeq and is a predicted model, not a curated record. The transcript has a single exon. The coding region runs from base 1 to 423 and encodes 140 amino acids.
AUGAGGCUAACCAACACGAAACCACCACCACCGCGGAAUGCUGCAUUUUAUAUCACGAAGUUGUGUACUAUUGCGGUUUGUGUUUAUGUGUUGAAAAUGGCAAAGUUAGCUGAAGUUAUGCUACGCUCCCGUAAAAUCAUACAACCCGUCAUGCUACUCUCGUACGCAUCGUUCGCCAUUUUUGUCGCUCUCUGGUUUUACACGGGUCUAGUCGUGAAGCCGAAGCACCCUAAUUGGAGUGAAACGCAUAAGGGACUACUGCACACUGCCGCGGGCGCAUGGUGCGCUGGGGGAUUCCUUUGGGCCGUAGCCGUGUGGCCAGUGUUUCACAUAUGGACAAUUCCCCUGGGUCUGGUUUCACUCGUACUUUUCCUCAAUCUUGUUGCGAUCAUACCGUCAUUUUCUCGGAAGGAGAAAGAGUAA